GGCUGCUGGCGAGACGGCCAAGACAUUACCAAAAUAGAUGUUCUGGCUGAAAUACUGAGAAGUUCUGGCAUGAGCGGGAUGGAAGCAGACAGUGCGUGUGACCGGAGUCAACAGAGUGCGAUAAAGCAGCAGCUGAGAACAAACACGCAACAGGCCGUCGACGAGGGGGUGUUCGGAGUACCUUCCUACGCAGUCCCGAAUGCGAAACAACCUGAUGAGGAGGAUGAGGUGUUCUUCGGAAGUGAUCAGUGGCCAUUCGUUGAAGAUAUGCUCAACGGGACGGAUCCAAUCACCCCAGCGCAUCACGAGCUUUGGAAAGGUUUACCUCGUGGAGCCGAGCGCAGGCGCUGAUGCAAAUGAUUAUCGGACAGUUCACAUGGUUCCCUAAUUAAAACAUUCGGUCAACUUUGAGGCAUGAAGUGGUUGGCUCGGUAUGGCCUAUCUUGUGUUGUGUGAGUUCGUGAUAGGUGCCGGUGUUGAUCUCAGGCUUGAACAUGAAUACAGUUCCAUAUUGAUACAAGGAAACCCUCAAUUUCCACAUUUUCUGCUCGUCAGGCGGAAUGCAUCUCUCCUACCAGGCGAUGGUAUCGGGACAUAAGUCGACGCCGACUAUCUGAUAUAUCGGCGAGCUUUAAUACUCACGUCACAUUGGUGGGUAUGGUAACCACGUAUUCAUCCACGCAAUGCUUGACAGCCCGUCAGCUGUAAAAUAACACAAGCACAUCAGCAAGCCGAGUUCGCUUCACUACCUUGCCAAGCGUGCUGGCGGUUGGGCCUACUAUUAUCAAAUAACAUGUGUAUCCUCGAUUAAACAACAUGCGUGUCCUCGC
Molecule: messenger RNA, 830 nt
Organism: Sphaeroforma arctica JP610
Lineage: Eukaryota; Ichthyosporea; Ichthyophonida
Exons: 2
Coding region: 70-351 (93 amino acids)
Biological process (GO): glutathione metabolic process
Cellular component (GO): peroxisome; mitochondrion
Molecular function (GO): glutathione transferase activity; glutathione peroxidase activity
Source: RefSeq, a predicted model, not a curated record